Messenger RNA from Choloepus didactylus (southern two-toed sloth), 633 nucleotides. RefSeq names its product LBH domain containing 2 (gene LBHD2). NCBI's taxonomy places the organism in Eukaryota, Metazoa, Chordata, Mammalia, Pilosa, Megalonychidae. The coding region runs from base 88 to 633 and encodes 181 amino acids. The record is from RefSeq and is a predicted model, not a curated record. The transcript has 4 exons.
AGGGGAGCGCAGCACUGAGCAGAGCCCGGCGGCCCCGCGGGAGCAUCCAGCGCGGGCGGGUGAGCGAGUUCUGACAGCGGUGGCAGCAUGAGCGUCCCCAAGCCGAGUCCCGAUGGAGAGGCACAAGGCCCAGUGGGCACGGCUACGGUGGGUGCCCGGGAGAAGGGUCCCCGGCUGAGCCAGUGGCUGCCCUCCAUCGUGGUGGAGCCCAGCGAGACGGGCGCCGUGGAGGGCGGGGAGCUGCGCUGGCCCCCAGAAGGCCCCCAGAGGGCUCCCCUCAAGAGCCAGGCUGCUGCAGCCCCCUUACCCAGCCGAGCCAGAGCACCAGGGAAGUUUCCGGAUGAUGCUGGCGGUGCGUGGGCCAGCUCCAGGUACCCCCGGCCCAGGGAUAGGACAAGGAUGUGGCUACACGCUGCUGCCCGUGGGGCCGUCCCCCACCCCGCUCGCCGGCAGCUGAGGGUGGCCAGGCUGGUGCCCAGAGCGGGGGCCUGGCCAGGACACCAGUGGGCAGAGCCGAGCUGCCCAGCCUCCUGCCGCCCGUUCUGGCCUGACCCGCAGCCGCUGCCCCUUCCCGUCCACGGCCCAGGAUCCGGCUCACUCCCCUCCUCGUUGUGCAGUUUGAAGCAGAAAUAA